AUGCGACAGGCCGCUGCUGGUGCGCAGCUUAUCGGAGAAUCCCUCGCGACGCUUUCCGGGCAAGAUCUGGACUUUGACAAGUGGCAUGUUUUCUUCGCCGGCGAGCGAUUGGAUUGCCAGGAGUCUUUCUUGCUGGCGAAAAAGCUCUGGAUAGACAGCUGCAAGAUUCCGGAGUCGCAGGUUCAUCCGAUUCCCCAGUUUAUUCCGGCCGAGGGCGCAGCGGCUCAAUACACAGCAGAAAUUUGCAUGCAGGAUGAGACCGUCCUGGUAGACAGCGAGCAGGGCCUGCCUGCUGUUGACCUGCUCCUGCUCGACAUGGCCGAAGAUGGCACCAUAGGGCGUUUGAAGCCAAACUCGUUGGGAGCCCAAGUUCGGAAUCUGGAGGUCGGGCAACCCGGCUGCGCUUUUCUUGCCUGCUCUUGUGCUCAUUAG
Messenger RNA from Symbiodinium natans, 432 nucleotides. NCBI's taxonomy places the organism in Eukaryota, Dinophyceae, Suessiales, Symbiodiniaceae. The record is from the annotation of a GenBank genome assembly.